This is a messenger RNA of Puccinia graminis f. sp. tritici CRL 75-36-700-3, 1125 nucleotides long. RefSeq lists its product as uncharacterized. The transcript is spliced from 5 exons. Gene Ontology annotation, molecular function: iron ion binding; oxidoreductase activity, acting on single donors with incorporation of molecular oxygen, incorporation of two atoms of oxygen. Lineage: Eukaryota; Fungi; Basidiomycota; Pucciniomycetes; Pucciniales; Pucciniaceae. Bases 1 to 1125 code for a protein of 374 amino acids. The record is from RefSeq and is a predicted model, not a curated record.
AUGAUUCUCAAGUUCGACCCAUUCUCGACCCUCGCCGUCCUUGCCAUUAUUUUGACAGUACAUGCUCAUAAUGAACCAGAAACAGAAGACGAACUCAGGCACUAUCUCGACUCACAACGUUCGAUCUAUCAUUGCUAUCCCGAAAUAUUAAAACAAGUAGAGCAUCGUAAAUCAGCCUUCCUCAAGGCAUCAUCGGCAGCUCAAUUGGUUCAUCAGACCACCCAUAACCCCGCUUCAUCAAGGCUCGAGACGCUCGAAUUUGGCGCUUCCGCUUCUGAGAUCCCAUCCGAUUAUAAUCUUCUUCAUCAUCAAGCUCCUUCAAAUUUGAUAUGCACUCAAAAUCCCAGUCAUUUUUCUGCCAAAAUCAACAAGAUUCGUAACUCAACUUGUGUGCUAUCUCCGAUCGUUCGUGCUGGGCCUUAUUAUCAUCUGGAAGGGCAUCCGAUUAGACAGGACUUGGCCGAAUGGCAAGAAGGAUUACCACUUUCAUUGGAUAUUGGGGUGAUUGACGUCGAGACGUGUCGACCGGUUGAAGGAGCACUAGUUGAUAUCUGGCACGCGAACGCCACCGGAUUCUAUGCUGGCCAUCCAAGCCCAGCAGAGGGUGAUGAAAAUGAGAAACCUCAAGUCGGGGGUGCAAGGGCUGGACUCUUACCUGCUUAUCCGCGGAAGCUGUUUGACGAGCAAUGGCUUAGAGGCGCUUGGCCUACAGAUAAGAAGGGUGUUGCUCGAUUUAAUACCAUCUUUCCCGGUUAUUACACUGGUCGUGCAACACAUAUUCACACGGAGAUUCACAUGGAUUGGGAGGUGACUUCAAACGGAACGUUCACAUCGAAAGAUGUACAAUACAUAGGGCAAUUCUUCUUUGACGAUGAGAUCAACAUGAGUGUAGAUAAGAUGUGGCCCUACACCGAAAACCCAGUGAAGCAUAGAACACGAAAUUGGAGAGACUCCUUGAAAGUGUUCCAAGAGUCAAGAACCAACGGAUUCCAACCGACUCUCGAUGUCAUCAAGAUCGGCUCGGUCAUCAAUCAAGGCUUGGUCGGCUUUAUGACGAUUGGAAUCAAGACGUCUCACCAUUUUGAUCAUCACUAUAACCCUACCAAGUCCGAUUGGGAUUUCUAG